This is a messenger RNA of Symbiodinium sp. CCMP2456, 8151 nucleotides long. The record is from the annotation of a GenBank genome assembly. Lineage: Eukaryota; Dinophyceae; Suessiales; Symbiodiniaceae.
AUGGGCAAGAAAGACAACCGCAGAGGAUGGAACGCAGACUCCGAUGCUUAUGGUUGGCCGCGAUCUUCGGGUGGUCGCUAUGGCAAGGGCAGUGGCAAGGCCUGGGGCCAAGAAACGGCCUGGAGAAAGGGCCAGCAGCAGCAGGAGUCCAUGUUUCCUGCCUUCGACAGGAUGCCGGCAUCUUCCAGUGGGGGAGAUCGACAUGCCCACUGGGACGGAGCAGAGCACGUGGACCAUCAGGAGAGGUCCCGAGGGGCCGGCGACUAUGUCAACGGCGUCCAGAAGGUGCUCAACAAUGUCCGCAAGGCCGAAGGACGAGCCCGUCGACUGGCUGCAGAUCGCAAGGCCAUGGACGAGAAAUGGGCGGCCUUCCGAGAGGAGCUGAAAGCCUCCUUUAUCAAAGAGAGGGGACGCUACAGCGAGAAGGUGGCAAGGCUCGAGCAGGACAUCGAGGAGAACACCCUGGCGAAGAACGAGGCCCUCGAGGAGCUCCAGCUGAUCAUGCUCAAGCCCAAGCAGGCCAGGAAGAAGGACCAGACCACCGAGGACAAGGCGGCCCUUGCCGAGCUCGAGAAUCUCCUGCAGGAGGAGGACGAGAACAGUGGAGCAGGCUUAGCGGCCAUCCUGGCUGCAGCUGUUGGCGACGAGGGCCUGACCGACGACGCCAAGAGGAAGCGGAUCCUGAAGGCCAUCGAGGAGCACAAGGGAGAGGACGAGCCCCGAACCCCCAGACGACGACGUCCUGUCUUCCGUGCCAGAACCCCCCCGAUGGACGAGGAGAAGGAGAGUGCGGCGAAGGACGAGCCCACAGAGGGCACGGGGAAAGCCCGCUAUGGAGCCGAGGAUUGCAGCAUGGAGGACCCUUACAUGACCUCUCCCUCCCUACGAAAUGUGCUUCCGGCGGCCGGAGAGUCGUCCCAGCGGGGAAGGUCCAAGAGCCACACAAGGACCCCGAUCAAGUGUGUUGGCCGCAAACCGGUCAAGCCCGACUCGAGGCGAGCCUUGACUUCCCGGCUGGAGGCCAAGAGGCUGAAGGACAUCGAGAAAGCGGAGGCGGAGGAGAUCGCGGACUCUGGGGAGGACUCAGAGGAGGCCCUACUUGGUGCGUUGCCAAAGGGAGGGACCAUUCCUUAUGGUCCACCGGUGGAGUGGGCAGAGAUCCCGGAGUUUGUCUCGGUGACCUCCGACGACUUUGUCCUGACCGGCGGCUUUUUCGGUGCGUCCGCCUUAUAUGCAGAGUGUUCCAACACCUAUGGGGAACAUGUGUAUACUACACAUGAGCGGCUUUUUCGGCAUGUCCGCGAAUGUGAUCUUUUGUGUGGGCUGGCGGUCCCGACCGAGCCUGCAAAUGGCGACAAGCAGCACUUUGCUGCGGCGCAGUUUUGGGACAUCAUGGAUGUCCAUGAGGCUUUCAUGGCCAGAGCGACGGCCUGGGGAUGGCGUUUCCUGGCGAUUUCCGGGCAGCGGGGAGCCGAAGCGGUGCUAACCUUGAUGGCCGUGUUGCUCGGGUCGUUGGUCAUGGCUCUGGGCACAGCAAGAGCACUGCCGGCAAGAUCCAGAUUGCGGCCGCGCCGCGGAGGGUGUGUGCACCCAUGCCUCCGGCCCCUGCUUGCCUUUGCCCUGCUGACAGUAGCGUCAGCUAUGCCUCUCCCAGACCCAGGUGGCGAAGGAAGUCGGCCGUCGGCUACGACGAGGUGCCCCAGGCCUACGGAUGUGGAGUUGUGGUUGUCAGGACAACUCACGGUCAGCGAACAAAUGGCCCGAGCCCUUGAAGGCGUGGUUCUUGGUGUUCCCUUGGAAAGCGGUGGCACUCGAGCUGAGGAAGGCCCCAGACGCUAUCCGAAUGCUGAUCCGCCCUCCCCGGUUGAUGAGGAGGUCGAUUGGCAUUGGAUCGGGGACGACGAGGCACGGGCAGAACACAUAUCUUUUUGGAUCUGCUCGCCCUUCUUCGAGAGUGUCUCCCUGGACGUGGCAGUGGAAUUCCCUUUGGACCAGCAGAGGGCCUUUGAGAUCAUCCAGGACUCCACCCUGGACUUGCCGACGACGCUCCUAAGCCGUGCUUAUGCCGUCCGGCCUCAGCUCGCGGAGGAAUAUGGCUCAGUUGUACUUGUGCCGCCAUGGGUGCCGCUCUCUGGCAAAGUUGCGGUUGUGAUCGACGGCCGUGAACUUGGGGAAGGAGUGCAGUGCAUCUAUGUCAGCGGCCCGGUCACAGACCGUAUGGUACGAAGCCACCUGGGUGAAGGUGGCCAAGGCGACAUUCACAUUUUCGCAUUUGGGUCGCUACACCCACUUCAAGCAGAGGACCAGAUCCCCCCUCAGCAAGGUGGCCUUAUCCAAGCACUGCCAGCUGGCAGGGUGGUGGAAUGGGCCUCCGACUUUGAAACGCGCCUGGCGGCAGCAGCCAGCUGGGACCCAACCGCGGAGCAUCCGCAGCACGUUGAAGGUUGCGGCGGAGGCCUUGGCAUGAACAUUGACAGUUUCUGGGUUAAGGCCCCCGAGGAGCGGCCACGACGCCUCUACCACCGAGGGCGCAGGGUCCAUAGUCUCAUGGCCAUUGUCCCGGGGCAGGAUUACCGCCGCGAGGACAAUUGGGUGAUUUUUGUGGAUUUGCGAUGUGUGGGCCUAUGGCCUCAAUGGGUGAUACUCUCUGACGACAACUUCGACGCCGGCCAGUACAUCGAGAGCCUUCAGCUGCCCUUUGUCAGUGACUUCUCCCUGGUCGUCCAUGGCGGAAGACGUCGCAGGGACGGACGUACAGUCAAGAUACAGGAUGGGGAGCUGCUGGUGGUGACCCUGGUAAGAUCGUCGGAGCUGACGCCUACGGCAUCCCCAGCAGAUAGUUCCGAUGACUCCGGAAGCUGGCUGGAGUAUGACCUCGGUGGCAUCAAGCUGCCCAACUGUACAAGAGAGGCAGCCGACAAGCACGUUCCAUGGCAUGAACUUGCUGCAGGGCUGCCCCCAGGCGAGUUUCCUGAGGUUCACAUUUACACUGAUGGAUCUUGGUGUGGAAAAAGGGGCAUAGGAGGGUACGCGGUGGCGAUCCUCCUCAUGACCUCAGCGGCCACUGCCCUGUAUGGGGUUCUUGGAGAGCAAGUGCAGGGCAAUGCCAGCACCAUUUGGGACUUUGCGGCGCCCCCUGCCCUCCAGAAUGAGCAGAUCGCUAUAGCAGUCUCCAUGCUCUGGCUCCUGCAGGGAGCCAAAUUCCUACGAUUCAGUCAGACCGUGGUGCACUUCGACUGCACGGCCGCUGGGUGGGCAGCGAGCGGCAAGUGGGCUGCCCCGAACCCCUUUGCUCGGCAGACACAUGCCCUGGAGCUGCUUCUCCACGAAGUCAUGGAACCGCCGCCGAUUCUCAGCCAUGUCGCUGCCCACUCAGGGCACCCAUACAAUGAGCUUGUGGAUGUUCUGGCGAAGCGUGUGUCGGAGGGGCUGAUCUCCUUGCCAAGUCCUCCUGAACAUGUUUGCAGGACGUUUCUGGCCACCGACUGGUCAUGGGCUGCCACCGAGGUGCGGAACUACCAGGUGCCAUGUCUCCCCUUGAACCGGUCGAGUAUACAAUGGCACCCUGAGCGGCAAUGUGGUCCUGCGGCUCUUCGUCCGGAGCAGUUGGUUCCCACCAAACCGGUCAUUGGCGGCAAGGAGGGCAGCCGUGGCGCCUUUUACCUCCGAGCCAUGACCCUUAAUGCACAGAGCCUCGCUGGCAAGCACAGGUUCUAUGAGGAACAGCUUGACGAGUUGCAAGUUAACGUUGCCUUCUUUCAGGAAACCAAAGGCCAUGAAGGUUUUGUCAAGAGCGCAGCCUUCCUCCGGCUGUCUUCCGAAGGGCAGCGACAUUGGGGAACCGCUGUCUGGGUCAGCAAAACCAGGGGCAUCUUCAUGCUCGAUGGCAAGCCCUGCCCCGUCGACGAUGCUAAUAUCCGGGUGGUACAUGACUCCCCCAGGCUUAUCAUCCUUUCAGUGGACGUCUCUGGUUGGAAAGUUGUGCUUGUGGCGGGUCAUUGCCCCCACUCGGGGAGCCAGGAGGAGGCUGAGCUCUUCAUGGCCACCUGCGAACAACAGCUAAAGCCGUUGCGCCGAAGCGCGCUCCUCAUUGGCGGUCUGGACCUCAAUGGCAGGGUGCCCACUGGAGUGUGCCAUGUCACUGGUGACCUGGCCCAUGGAGAACCGGACAGGAACGGCAGUGCUGCUAUUGGCUUGGCUCGUGCGGCCCAGCUCUGGUUCCCUUCCACCUACAGCAGACUCCAUGUGGGGGAUAGUGCUACCUACAGACAAGCCAAUGGAGCGGAGCACCGUAUCGACUACGUCUUCAUUGGCGGUACGGCAGAGACCUACGGUCUGCGAAGCUGGGUUGAAGAAGGUUUUGAUACCGGAAAUCCCAACGAGGACCACCACCCGGUAUGCCUUGACGUGUCGGGGCUGCUGCCUGGAGGCAGCAGAUGUGCCGAGGAUGGCAGAGUAUGGAGGCCAUCUUACAACACCGAAAAGAUGAUGACUGCCGAGGGGAAGCAGCUCUUGAACGAUGCGCUCAAGUUGUACAUGCAACCCAGCUGGUCUGUGCAUCCAAGUGACCAUUGUCAACACCUGCAAGAAUUCCUCCAGAGUACCCUGGCAAGGCUUUUCGCCACGGAGACAGCCAGGCCGCGGGCCCAGUACAUCCCUGAGGAGGUCUGGGCCAUCAGGGAGAGUAAGCUACGGCUGAAGCGCUGCACCAGAGGGAGAACCAAGCUAUGGUCUGACAUGGUUGUGCGAGCCUUCAACCAAUGGAGACAUGGUGCAGACUUUGGUGUUGCCCUGCUUGUCAGCCGCCAGGGCCUUCUCUAUGAGGUAUCUGCUUUGGCUAUCCGCUUUGCCACUGCGCGCAUCAAGAAAGGAAUCUCCAGUGGCAAAAGCCAGUUCCUUAAGGGCCUGGCGACCGCUGGUGGAGGCAAGGCGGGUGAGAUCCUCAAGACUGCCAAGAAAAUGGGCAUUGGCGGCAAAACGGCCAAGGACGUCACUCGCCCUCUGCCGAUCUUGUUAGACGCCACCGGGCAGCCGGCGUCCACAUGGCGUGACAGAGACAAGGUCUGGCAACAGCAUUUCGGCAAGCAGGAGGCAGGUGAGGUCACGCAGAUCAGCGAGCUCAUCCUGCGCGAUGCCCAGCUCCCGAAUGUGGAUCCGGACUUGGAGUGGGACAUCCAGGACCUCCCCUCCUUCUUUGAGGUCGAGGAUGUCUUCCGAUCGACGAAGCGGCGGAAGGCUACGGGGCUGGACGGCAUCCCGCCAGAGGCUCUUGCGGCAGCACCGACGAUGAUGGCCAAAUUGGCCCACCCCCUGAUGCUCAAGGCGGCGGUGCUGUUGCAUCAGCCCUUACAGUGGAGAGGGGGACUGCUUCACGAGAUGUGGAAACGGAGCGGCCCGCAGUCCUCACCCGAUUCGUACCGCUCCAUUUUCAUAUCCUCCCACCUGGGCAAGAGCUACCACCGUCUUCUUCGAGAGAGAGCUCUCCCAUUUGCGUCCCGAGCACUGCACAGCUUUCACCUCGGAGCUCGACGGUACGCGCCGGUUACCUUUCCAGCCCUGUAUAUCCAGGGCCAUUUCAGGUUCUGCCGAGACAGGAACCUCUCGGCAUCGGUGCUGUUCUUGGACAUCCAGUCCGCCUAUUACAGGGUUAUCCGAGAGCUCUCUGUUGGCCACAUUGAGUCGGACGAGGCGGUGUGCAAGCUCUUUGACUACUUCGACAUCGAGCCGGCCGAAGCCAGUGAGUUUCUUGAUGAAGUACAACGUGGUGGGACCAUGGCUCAAGCGGGGAUGAGGGGCCCGCUGCGACACCACGCAAAAGAUGUCAUGUACAACUCAUGGUUUACUACGAGGUAUGGGGGGCCGAAGCAGGUCGUGGCCACCUACGCGGGCUCGCGCCCAGGAGAGUCAUGGGCAGAUCUGGUCUUUGCCUUUGUGCUGGGCAGGAUCUUGGCCCGCAUCACCGAAUUGGCAUCUGGAGAGGGUCUACUGACCGAACUCGGCGUCACUGUAGAAGGCGGCCCCUUCGUGGAAGUGCCAGGCGGUGACAGAUUGGAGGCCCAAGACAGCACAUGGGCCGACGAUGCUUCUUUCCCUCUGGCCGAUGGUAGCCCUGAGGUCUUGAUGGCAAAGACGUCCCGGCUGUGUUCCCUCGUUCUGGACUACUGCAGCCGGCAUGGUAUGAGGCCGAACUUGAAACCCGGCAAAACGGCUUUGCUGAUAGCAUUGCGUGGAAAAGGGGCGACGAAGGCCAAGGCGAAGUGGUUUCGUGGAGGUCGUCGGCAAGUUUACCUCAGGGACCUGGACUUGAAUGUGCCUGUGGCGGCACAGUAUGUCCACCUUGGUGGACUGGUGGAGCCUGCCCUGAAGCUGCAAGCCGAAGCGAGGCGCAGGCUUGCUAUCGCCAAGUCGGCUCUAAGUGCGGGCAGCAAGCUACUGUACGGCAAUGCCACCAUUCCGCUGCAGGUUAGGGCCGCUCUCUUCGAGGCCACCGUCACGGCCUCCUUCUUCAAUUUGGGUUUGUGGAUUCCAGAAGGCCAGGGGUGGAAAGCCUUGGAGGAUGGCUAUACGAGGCUCAUCAAGACCCUCUUGGCCAAACAAUUUAAAGGCGAGCUCUACUACAAGCUGGUGGGGCCAAUGAUCCACAUGCUGACUGGGAUCCCGCGAUUAUACACCCUUGCCAAGAAGGCCAGACUAAGCCUCCUGAUCUCCAUGGCCAAAGCAGCGCCAUCCGCGCUGUGGGCGAUGCUUCAAGGGGAACAGCGAUGGCUGGAGCGAGUUAGGAGCGACCUGGAAUGGCUGUGUGCUGGCAAAGGUGUUUGGCCAGCCCGAGGGCAGCAGCACUGGCCUGAAUGGCUCCACUUGCUGAGGGACCGCGGCCCGUGGGUCAAGCGCCAGAUCCGGCAGAGGGCUAGGGCCGAGUUUGACCAUUUCUGUUCCGAGCAGAGGACGUGCCUCGCGUUGUGGGCUUUGUACAAGAAGAUCGCUCGUGCCGCUCCCUCUGAUAGCGGACCGGGCGGUGGAUGGUACUGCAGGAUCUGCGCCAAAGGCGUGAAGAGCAAAGGAGCCCUUGGAGCUCACUUCUUCAAAGUACAUGGCCGACGCGCUCGCUACAGGCAAUGUGUGUCAGGCUCCCUGUGCAGAGCCUGCGGCCGCCAAUACUGGUCCCGUACCAAACUCGCCAUCCAUCUACGUGAUUCCCCCUCUUGCGUAGAGACUCUCCUGGGCCAUGGCCUCCAGUCCGAUGAGGUCGUCCCUGGUCUGGGGAGCAAGUUCUGGCGCUCCAUUCAGGUAGAAGAUUUUUCGCUUGCUGUGCCUGAAGCACAGGCUACUCCCUUGGAGCGUAAGUCCGACCAAGGCUGGGACGGAGUGGUUGAGGACGCCUACAAGGCCAUGUGCGAAGCUCUACUGGUGCAUGGGCUCCCACCGGUGGAAAAGGAGAUGAUGCAGCUCUUCCGCGACACCCUGGCGAAGUUCCCCCUCUACUUUGCCGAGAUGGUCGAUGUGGCGGAGCACGUGGGCCAGGAUAUCCGGCAGGUUGUUGCUGCGGGCGAGCAUGACUACUGGACGGCCGAGACCUACGAGGUGAUUUGCCAUGUAGCGGACACUUUCUCAACGACCCCAUGGCCUACGGGAAGUGAGGCAGAGGGUGAGGCAUCGGCCACUGAGACGCUACAUGAUUUCGCCAAAGCAGUCGACCAUGUCGACUGGGAAAGGCUCAUAGGAGGGCUUGCUAGGGACCACAUGACCCCUGCUAACGCUCCUUGUGUUCUGGACGACUCCUGGGAAACUGUUUGGGAGCGAGCCAGUGGGGCGUUGAAUGAAACAGUUGUGGCCCAGUCUUAUUGGCCCUUGGUGCCGAAAGAGCUCAGGUGCUUCUACGGCGCAGUGUGGCACAGUGGCUUUUGCAUGCCUCACCUUGGGCUCCGGCAAGAUGUGCUGCUCAAGCCCUUCGCCGACCUUUGCAAGACAUGCGGUUUGGAAGUACAGCUGCGCAAAACCGGCCGUAAGGUCCUCAUCUCACAAGGCCCAACCGCAUUGUCCGCGCCUUCCUCAGCCGCUUCUGAAGCUCAUCAUCCACUAUGCGAGCCAGCUGGAGGUAGGUCCAAGGACCUCGAAUGCAACAUGCUGCUGUCGGGCGAAGAAGCUUUGUAG